Euleptes europaea (tarantolino) is the source of this 671-nucleotide messenger RNA. Its product is annotated as vesicle-trafficking protein SEC22b-like. Lineage: Eukaryota; Metazoa; Chordata; Lepidosauria; Squamata; Sphaerodactylidae. The record is from RefSeq and is a predicted model, not a curated record. Gene Ontology annotation, cellular component: SNARE complex; endoplasmic reticulum membrane; endoplasmic reticulum-Golgi intermediate compartment. The transcript is spliced from 5 exons. Gene Ontology annotation, biological process: retrograde vesicle-mediated transport, Golgi to endoplasmic reticulum; vesicle fusion with Golgi apparatus; endoplasmic reticulum to Golgi vesicle-mediated transport. Gene Ontology annotation, molecular function: SNAP receptor activity. The coding region runs from base 18 to 668 and encodes 216 amino acids.
CCUUUGCUCCGGCCAGGAUGGUGCUGCUGACUAUGAUCAGCCGCGUGCAGGACGGGCUUCUCUUAGCAGCCUCCAUGCAAGAAACGGAGCAGUCUAACCGGAACUUCCAAGAAUAUCACAACCAAGCAAAGCAACUUUUCCGGAAACUCGGGGAACAUUCACCGACGCGGUGCUCCCUAGAAGCCGGACCAAUGACUUUCCAUUACUUGAUCAGCCAAGGCGUUUGCUACCUGACGCUGUGUGACGCCGGGCAGCCCAAGAAGUUGGCAUUCUCCUACCUGGAAGAGCUGCAAGCAGAGUUUUGGGAGCUGUACGGGAAGAAGGUGCCCUUUGUGUCGAGGCCUUAUGCCUUCAUCGAAUUCGACACGUACAUCCAGAAGCUGAAGAAGUCGUACCAGGACACCUGGUCGAAGCGCCACCUGAACAGCAUCAACCUAGAGCUGCAAGAUGUUCAGAAGAUCAUGGUGACCAACAUUGAAGAGGUCCUCCAGAGGGGAGAGACCUUGUCAGCUCUGGAUUCUAAAGCCAGCAACCUGUCGACUCUCUCCAAGAAAUACCGCCACGAUGCCAAAUUUCUCAAUAGCCGCUCCGCUUACGCCAAAGCCGCCGCCACCAGCCUGGUCUUUGUGGUGAUCAUGCUCUACAUCCGCUUCUGGUGGCUGGUCUGACGG